Molecule: messenger RNA, 723 nt
Organism: Striga hermonthica
Lineage: Eukaryota; Viridiplantae; Streptophyta; Magnoliopsida; Lamiales; Orobanchaceae
Source: the annotation of a GenBank genome assembly
AUGAACCGCUGUGCGAUUCAACAGAACAAUUUCGGUGCCUGUGAGGAGAUUUGGGCGGCCGGAAGAUGUAUGGAGAAGAAGGAGACGGUGGUUUGCCCUAAGCCACGGCGGCUCGGCCUUGCCUACGCUACCUUUGACCCUUCUUAUGCAAGACCCUUACGCUGGCAUAUGAGUCAUCAGCAAGAGGAUUGUGAUUCAAGAGCUGGAAAACGGCGGCGGCCGCGGCGGCUUCUUUUAGGAUGUUAUGCUGCUUUAGUACUUACAUUCUUAAACUCUAACCGUGAGUCACUGUUAUUACCUGCAUUGGCCGAGGAAGAUCUGAAUGCCUUGGAGGGCAAAGAUGAGACGACCAGUGUUGUCGGGGCCUUCAAGUCCUUGUUCGAGCCAAACGACAAAACAAAAUCGGGUAAGGUUCUGCCGAAGUCUUACUUGAAAUCCGCGAGGGAAGUUGUGAAAACUCUUCGUGAGUCGCUUAAGGAAAGUACAGUGGAUAUGGCUAAGUUUAGACGGACAGCUGAUGCCGCAAGAGAAUCAAUCCGGGAAUAUCUGAAUGGGUGGACGGGCCAGAAGACAGUCGUGAAUGAAGAAUCGUAUGUCAUGCUCGGAAAAGCUAUAAGAUCUCUAGCGGGGUUUUACUCGAAAGCAGGUCCAUCUGCAACCCUUCCGGAGGAGGUCAAAACUGAGAUACUGAGGGACCUUGCCACAGCAGAAAAAUCUCUGUGA